AUGGGUGCUCCGGUGAGCUGGGGAAGCAAAAAGCAGUCAAGUGUGUCGCUGUCAACAAGUGAAGCUGAGUACAUUGCACUAAGUCUGGCGAUUCAAGAAGGCAAGUGGGUGCAUCGAUUGCUGUGCGAGAUUCUGGAUGCCGCAGAGGACAAGUCUGGACCCGAGCUCAAGAUCAUGGAAGACAACCAGUCGUGCAUCAAGAUGACGAAGAAUCCUGUGAACCAUGGUCGGGCCAAGCACAUCGACAUCAAGUACCACCACAUUCGUGAUGAAGUCAAGCGUGGUGAUGUCAAGUUGGAGUACUGUGAGACUACGAUCAUGUUGGCGGACAUCAUGACGAAGGGACUGCCAGGACCGCGUCACAAGGACUUGACGGCAGCGCUCGGCAUACACGCGUGUUCGCAUUGA
Molecule: messenger RNA, 408 nt
Organism: Peronospora matthiolae
Lineage: Eukaryota; Oomycota; Peronosporomycetes; Peronosporales; Peronosporaceae
Source: the annotation of a GenBank genome assembly